UCGUCACCGCUGCGCGUGACGUGGUUGAUGUGGCUGCGCAUUGGAGCCCCUGUAUAAAGACCCUUCGACAACUACAGGAACACAAUAAAAUCCUCUUCCCCCCAUCUACAACCUCACGCUAUUAUCUCACUCGAUGUCAGUUUCAAGCUUUCUGUCAUCGUUCGCCGACAAGGCCCAGAGCGCCAUCAAUCAGACGCCUCUCGCUGGUCAUAUCCCUGGCACCACCAGCGCUUCUGACCAACCCUCUGCCAAUCAGGCAGCAGCUCAGGGUGGUGGUAAUCGCUCAGUGACUCUGGAAUCACUGCAGCAUCAAAUACGCUCAAUCGGACAGCAAUACACCAACACCACACCGGUGCAAAGAAUCAUCACCUCUGAAAAGGGUGUUGCAAUCGAUUGCGACGCCCUCGCAAGAGAUGCGAAAGCGCAAAGCAAGGAAUUGUACACAUGGGGUCAGACACAGCCAGAGGAUCUCAAGGAUGUGACGGAUAGAUUGGCCUACUUGAACUUUAUCCAGGGAUCGCUUGCAUCAUCGCUGGCGAUCAAGCUUAAUAAUGCACGGGCGCCAUUCAAAGCUCUUCGCGAUGCCGAGGCUGUUCUUGCUCCAAAACGCAAUCUCCGUGUUGGAUUGCGCAACCAGAUUGCUCGUAUCGAGCAUAACCAGGAGAAGGGCAUGGAGCGGAAGCUUCCUGAAUUAAGACAGCUACUUGCCAAGGCUGAACAAGUUGACGAGCCACUCGAAAAGGAACUUGAGAUAUUGAAGCGCAAGGCCGUUCAGGAGAGCGAGACAAUGAAGUGGGACGCUGUCCGCGAGUUUGGAGAAAAGCUACUACUAUUAUCGCAGGCUUCCAAGCCUAUCAUUAGCGUCCUGCCACCAAUUCCCCCUUCAGAUUCGCGCCCUUACACUGGAGCUCAGGCAACAGGCGCUACUCGUGCCGCUCUUCAGCUUGCGCUUGAUAAUUAUAAGCCGGGGAAUAUAUCCCUCCCCGCGCAGUCCGGCGCAAACCUUUCACGGUCUGAUACCCAGUCAUUUGGGGAGAGUCACGCUUCAGAACUGAACAGCCUCGCAUCCAAUCCUGAAGCGAAUGCUGGUCAUCCAGGUGUGCCCAUUACGCCUCCACCUCAAGCGACUUUCCAUGCGACAGACACAGAAAAGGCCAGAGAGGCGUCGCACUCCCCUCCGAUUGACCCGAGUUCACUCAAUAAUUCUCCUGCACCAAUUCCAGAAGGUCAAGCUCCACUAGGUUGCCCUGUUGCUAGGGUCGUGGACGGGGAUUCCCUUCCUCCUGUCGCAAUCCCGGCUGCCGCACCUACGGUGGCUGAAACUGGCAUUCCCGUAUCUGCGGGUUCACCUGGUCCAGGGCCUGCUAGUGGCUCUCUCCGUGACAUACACCGUGCCUCAGAUGCUGCGGGACCGCGAAGCGGCGGUCUCCCAGGCAACUCACCAUUUGAUGAUGUAUACGGACAGCCGCAUGAGACUGCAGCAGAUGAGAAGAAUCGCCUUGAGCGUGAGGAGCGCCAGCGCGUACUCGCGGCGGGGACGGCACCCGCUGCUUCUGAACACGAGUCUGCAGAGGAGGAGAAGAGCAGACUUGAGCAGGAAGAGAGAGAACGUGUUACUGCUCGCGCUGAGAGCGGCAAUGCACACAAAGAUGGUGACGAGCUCCCACCAUACCAGGACAUCUAAUAAGUGGGUUCCGAUUUUCUCUACGUGUCGAUUAUUCAAUAACUUUGUGGAUUUGUCGUAUGGAUCUCGGAUAGUUUGUAGCCUAUGUGAUGUACUGAUUGUGGUGUAAUGAUUCGAUGUACAACACGGAGCAAGUGGCAAUUAUGACAUUCAUCACUAAGACCGGGGGUUUGAAGCCAAU
This is a messenger RNA of Suillus paluster, 1865 nucleotides long. RefSeq names its product Eisosome component PIL1-domain-containing protein. The coding region runs from base 134 to 1684 and encodes 516 amino acids. The transcript has 3 exons. Gene Ontology annotation, biological process: eisosome assembly; endocytosis; negative regulation of protein kinase activity. NCBI's taxonomy places the organism in Eukaryota, Fungi, Basidiomycota, Agaricomycetes, Boletales, Suillaceae. Gene Ontology annotation, molecular function: lipid binding. Gene Ontology annotation, cellular component: plasma membrane; eisosome filament. The record is from RefSeq and is a predicted model, not a curated record.